Molecule: messenger RNA, 8258 nt
Organism: Cololabis saira (Pacific saury)
Lineage: Eukaryota; Metazoa; Chordata; Actinopteri; Beloniformes; Belonidae
Product: protein MTSS 1-like
Exons: 21
Coding region: 1-3432 (1143 amino acids)
Biological process (GO): positive regulation of actin filament bundle assembly; plasma membrane organization; adherens junction maintenance
Cellular component (GO): cytoplasmic side of plasma membrane; actin cytoskeleton
Molecular function (GO): actin binding; phospholipid binding
Source: RefSeq, a predicted model, not a curated record
AUGGUGCAUUUGGCUCUGAAGUUCAGUCCCCUAAUAGAAACAGGCUCGCUGCUCACCCAAGAGGUCCAAGACCAAUGGCUUCAAGCUCCUUCUCCAAAGCUCAGCAGCCACGCUCAGGAACUUCUGGUGUGCACCAGAGCAAAGAGGGGAUACGAGGGGGAGUCUCCCCCAGCCCCCCCAACAGGAGACAGACCCUCACCCCCCGAGAGCCCACCCAGCUUUCUGUCUCCAGGCAGUCAGGACAUCCCACUCCUGGAAUUCACUGACAGAAUGGAAAGCCUGAAACAGGCUCGCUGCUCACCCAAGAGGUCCAAGACCAAUGGCUUCAAGCUCCUUCUCCAAGGUUCAGCAGCCCCGCUCAGGAACUUCUGGUGUGCACCAGAGCAAAGAGGGGAUACGAGGUGCAGCAUCCAGCUCUAUGAUGUCCCCUACCUUGAAAAAGCAAUCCAGCGUCCGUCCAAGAAGCCUUCCACCAAUGACUUCACGUUCCUACUCCAGGGUUCAGCAGCCAAGAUCAGGAACUUCUGGGGGUUCAGCCUCCAAGCUCUUCCAGGGUUCAGCCUCCAAGCUCAAACUCUGGCGAUGGGGGCGGGGCCACGCCGGCGCGCUCCCGAGCUGGGAGGCGCGCUCCCGCGGCCGGUCCCCUGGUUGGUGCCAGAGACGCAGCUCCAGCUCCAGCUCCAGCUCCAGCUCCAGCUCCAGCUCCAGCUCCAGCUCCAGCUCCAGCUCCAGCUCCAGCUCCAGCUCCAGCUCCAGCCCUGUGAACAGUCCACCGUCUCCUGCUGCAGAAGACAUGGGAUUUACCGGCUCCGACUGGAAACCAAGCGGCUCCGCUGCGCGCUGCGUCCUGCGGGGAAUCUGAGCCGCUGUCUGAUCUGUGAUCACCACCGACCUCCACCUGCCGGACACCUCUUCUGUUUCUCCCCCCUUCAGCCUCAUUUAUGGACCGCACAAGCUGCGCUUGACAGUGUUUGCAAUUUUCCGUGCGCUCAGCUGAAGAUGGAGACGGUGAUGGAGAGGGAGUGCAGCGCGCUCGGGGGGCUUUUCCAGACCGUGAUUGGAGACAUGAAGGGGAGUUACCCCAUCUGGGACGACUUUAUCAGCAAGGCAGGCAAACUACAGUCACAACUGAGGGCAACGGUUGUCGCGGUUGCAGCUUUCCUGGACGCCUUCCAGAAGGUUGCUGAUCUGGCGACCAACAGCCGCGGUAAGGGGAGUUACCCCAUCUGGGACGACUUUAUCAGCAAGGCAGGCAAACUACAGUCACAACUGAGGGCAACGGUUGUCGCGGUUGCAGCUUUCCUGGACGCCUUCCAGAAGGUUGCUGAUCUGGCGACCAACAGCCGCGGAGGAACCCGGGACAUCGGAUCAGCCCUCACCAGGAUGUGCAUGAGGCAUCGCAGCAUCGAGGCCAAGCUCCGCCAGUUCUCCAUGGUGUUCCUGGACUGUCUGAUCAACCCUCUCCAGGAGCAGAUGGAGGAGUGGAAGAGAGUGGCCAACACUCUGGACAAAGAUCAUGCCAAAGAGUAUAAAAAAGCCCGUCAGGAGAUCAAGAAGAGGUCGUCAGACACCCUGAAGCUGCAGAAAAAAGCCAAGAAAGCUGAUGUAUUUGGCCGUGGAGACCUGCAGCCGCAGCUGGACAGCGCCAUGCAGGACGUCAGCGACAAGUACCUGCUGCUGGAGGAGACGGAGAAGCAGGCCGUGAGGAAGGCGCUGGUGGAGGAGAGGACCCGCUUCUGCUGCUUCGUGUCCAUGCUGAGACCUGUUGUGGAUGAGGAGAUGUCCAUGCUGGGGGAGAUCACUCACCUGCAGACGCUGACGGAUGAUCUGAAGAUGCUGACCAUGGACCCGCACAAGCUGCCUGCUUCCAGCGAGCAGGUAAUUCUUGACCUGAAGGGCUCAGAGUGCACGUGGUCCUACCAGACUCCCCCCUCCUCCCCAAGCACCACGGUAUCCAGGAAGUCCAGCAUGUGCAGCAGUCUGAACAGCGUGAACAGCAGCGACUCCCGCUCCAGCGGCUCCCACAGCCACUCCCCCACCUCCCACUUCCGCUUCCGCGCCUCCUCCUCCUCGUCCUCCUCCGUGCUGCCGCAGCAGCCCCCCGCCCGCCUCUCCUCCGUCUCCUCCCACGACUCUGGCUUCAUCUCCCAGGACGCCUUCCAGUCCAAAUCCCCGUCCCCCAUGCCGCCAGAAAACCUGCAGUUGUCAAAUGGCUUUGACCACCACGCUGCCCUCUGUCUGCAAGGAUCAGUACUGCAGGCCCAGGACAGCCACCUCCACCCUUCAUACUUCACCUACUCCUCCUCCUCCUCCAACACCACCUCUCCCAUCUCCUCGCCCUCCUAUCUGUCCGUCUCUCCCACGUGGCCGUGGGCCGGGCCGGGAGAGUUCCCGCCUCUCAGCCCUGCCGGGCUCGGAAUGAUCCCGUCGUUCAGAGUCCCAUCCUGGAAGGACUGGGCCAAACCGGGCCCGUAUGACCAGCCCUUGGUCAACACUCUGAGGAGGAGCAAAGACCGGAGGGAGCCGGCAGAUCCGGGCAGCCACCAGGGGGUUGAGCUCAGCACACCCGGGGAGGAGCCGCACGGCUUCAAGGGAAACCACUACGGAACUUCCCCCAAGGUGGACAAGGAGACCCACGAGGAGCUGGCCCGGGUUCUGGCCCGGGGGCUCCAGCUGGACAUCCACGGCUCCAGCCGGGACUCUCUGCAGGGCUCCAGCGGCUACAGCAGCCAGACCAACACGCCCUGCUGCUCCGAGGACACCAUCCUGUCACAAGACUGUGUCCACUACUCAGAUAUGGAGGGCGAGCAGCAAACUUCAGACUUUGACAAGUCCUCCACCAUCCCGAAGAACAGCGACGUCAGCCACUCUUACCGCCGCAUGUUCCAAUCCAAGCGCCCUGCGUCCACCGGCGGCCUGCCCUCCAACGCCUCGUCCAUCAACACCCCAGGGGUCGCCACCAUUCGACGAACUCCGUCCUCCAAACCGAACCUUCGGCGGCCGUCCGGAGGCCUGAACCUGGGCCCCAUCCCCAUCAAGCCCCCCAUGAUCCCGGUCAAGACGCCCACCGUGCCCGAUCACCCCGGUUUCCUGAUGAGGGCGGCGUCGGAGGGGAGCACCACCCCGCGCAGCCCCAUGAGCCCCACGACCAGCCCUCUGUCGCCGGGCAACGGAGGCCCGUUGUCACCCAAGUCCGUGACCCGGGAUAGCCGGGAUAGCCGGGAGAGCCGGUAUCUGGACGAGGGGUCGGAUCCUCCCACCCCGCCGCCGCAGCCCGGCGGCCGGCCGGCGGAGUGGGAGCGCCAGCCGCUCCCCGAGCUCCUGGAGGAGUUGGAGUACGGCGACGUGGAGGACUUUCUGGUGGCCAUACGGCGAGGAGUCAAGCUCAAGAGGACGACCACAAACGACCGAUCAGCACCGAGUAUUCAUUAAUUCUGCCAGGGGGGGUUUGUAUGACUUGACCCCAUUCUGUGUCCGUAAUCGAAUUGUCUUUUUUGGACACAAAAUGGUUGCUAGUACACGCAAAUCAGAGCCGCGACCUGAAGAAGUGAGUGCCAAAAUAGAUGGAAGUUGCCCAGAGACUGUGGAUCGGUCUUAGACUCCCAAUUUUAGCAGUGCCAAAUUUUAUUUAAAAGAUAAAAAAUCUCUGCACCUUAAGUAUUUGGGGGAAAAAAAAGAAAAUACAAUCCAGAUGAUAGUUAUAAGUAUGAGUUUGGAACGAUCAAAAGUGGCUUGUGGUGUCCGUGCUAACUAAUACGAAGGGCGUUCUCACCUAAAAGGAGAGAGGAAACAUUUGCCCGGAUUUUUUUUACAUAUUGAAGAAGUGCACAAUAAAAUAUCCACACAGAUUGAGAAUCCUUCCAACAAUGUCUUUUUUUUUUUUAAGUUAAAAAAGUGCAUUGCGAGCUCAUCACUCGCAGAUCCGAGACCUUUUCCUCAGGGCAACUUCACGAAAACCGAGUGGGUCGGCUGAAAUCAGCUUCAUAGAAGAGAAAACAAUGACCACGACGAGUAAAAGGUAGCAAGAAUCUCUGAGAUAACGAACAGAAAGGAGCGACGGAGUAUUUUCAUUUUUCAAAAAGCUCAAAUCAUUAUUUGUAUGUAUGUAUUUAGUUUAUAUGACUAUAUUUAUGCUACAUAAGCUGCUGUGACAGGUAACAGUAGCUGCUCGCUGUUUCAGAUUGUCCUGAUAUAUAAAGUGUAGGUUUUAGCCUCUAAAAUUAAAUCUUUCAGCAAAUAAAGCCCAGCAGAAGACAAAAGAUCAAACCUACACUGCAAAAACUCAAAAUCCAGUGGAACAAGAUUUUUUUGCUUGUAAAGAGAAGAUAAAUCUUCCCACUGGCAGAUUUUUCUACUUAUUUCAAGUGAAAAUUUACUUAAAACAGGUGAAAAUUGUCAAAUAAGUUAUUUUUUCUGGUAAUGACUCUUGUUUUAAGUGUAAUGAGAUUUUUUGACUAAAAAUGAGACAUUUUAACUAGAAAUAAGACAAAUAUUCCUGGUAAGAUUUUGAGUUUUUGCAGUGUACUGUGCAACACAAGUCAUGUCAAUGAUUCUGUAAACUAGAAAUCAAACUCAUUUAAUAUUCAUUUUUCUUUUUUGGAAGCACUUUGACUGUUUCAAAAUCAAAACUGCACUAAUGAUAUAAUUCUAUAUAAAACCAAUAGCACCAAUAGAAGCUGUGGCUGCAGUUUUCCUGGUCCUGCCUGUCUGUAGUAGAUGGAUUUAAGUGGGUGUGUGUGUGUGUGUUGGUUUGUUGUAGUGAAACCUACGCGCUGAAUUAGCUGGCACUGAUGUAAACAGUUGUGGACAUUAAUUUAGUGAAGCUGCUACCGAGUCGGUGCGUCCGUAACCCGCAGUUUUAGAACAAAAUACGAUGUAAAGAUCUGAUGUGUGUGAUAUCAUUUGGUCGUACGAGGAGCUAGAAGGCGUCCCGUGAUGACGUCGCACUCCAGGAUGCAGCGCAGCAGAGUUAGAAAACGCGCAGCAGAGUUAGAAACAUUCUGCAGAGUUAGAAACAUUCUGCAGAGUUAGAAACAUUCUGCAGAGUUAGAAACAUUCUGCAGAGUUUGAAACGCCCGCAGGGAGCCGGGGCUGCUUUUAUAGGUGGAAACACGACCGGUGUUCUGCCAAUUUCUGCUACCUGCCGACAAAAUGCUACUUUGUGGUUCUGCGCAUGCGCACAGUCGAUUUUCAAAGUUUGAUUGCCACGCUAAAUUGAUAAUAUGGGAUGUUGAGUAUUUGAUCCUUCAAAAAUACACUACCCAUGACAUGAAUUGCAUUACACUUUGUGAACAUUAUACGAUAAAGAGAAAAAAAAAACAAUUCUAUCGCUUUAUUUGAUAUUCAUUCAGUCAUUCGCCUUUAUUUAACAAUGGCAGGUCAUUAAGAACACGUUCUUAUUUACAAUCACGGCCUGGCAAGCGACAAGGACCACUUGGGGGGAAAGGGAAGUGGUUUAGGGAGUAAAACAGUAAAAUUGUAGCUCUACAAAGGUAGAAAACCAUUAGGUAGCAUUUUUUGGCAAAGCAGCAGAAAUUGGCAGAACACCGGCCCACUGACUGGAUCACCUGUUGAAUAAAACUCUAGAGACGUGAGAGACGGUCACAUGUCCCGACACGGGGGAUCAGGACUGAUCCGUAUGAAAGCUUGUGGCUUACAUCCCUAUCAUUCAAAUUACUUUGUAGUGCGUUUUUUUCUUAUUAUUAUUAAAUAAGCUACACCGUCAUAUCAAAUAUAUACAUUGUACAGAGACGUUGAAGGAUUUUUAUAUCCCAAAAUUCUGCUUUAAAGUGUAGCUACGCACCUGGAAAAAUAGGCAGUAACACAAAAUGAGGAAAAUAAGGGUCCAAAGUUAAAAUCUUCUGGUAAAUAUCAAAGUAAACUACUGUGUCCACAAAACUGAGACGUGAAUGGCUUGAAUGGACUUCAUUUAACCGCUAAAGCUUUUCUGUUUUGUUUUUGUCCCUUUUCUCUUCAUUACCAGUCAGUUCCUGAAUGUAUCAUUUGAAAUAUUAAAUAUUCAACUCAUCUUUUCUUCCCCUCUUUGCUUGGAAAUACUGAGUCAUUCUAUAAUUAGGGGUACAUGUCAUGUCCAUGGGCUGUAUUUAUCAAUUUUACUAAAUAUUCACUUAAAGCAAUGAUCAACUUUAUAUCAGGGCACAUUUCUCUUUCAUUUAAUACAAAAAAGUCAACAAAUUCCAUCAUUUAUUUUUCAAAAAAUGCUUAUUCUAUACUGGAUUUUGUUGUUUUUGUGCUGUCCGAUUUGCUAAAUGUCAGGUUUUGCUCUUCAGAUUAACACUAAAAUACAUUUUUUUGUAUUUAAUUUCCAUAAUUAUUUGUUCAAAAUAAUCAUUAAAAUAUUAGAAAGGUGUUUUAAAAACUAUUUGGUUCAUGCAUGUACAUUAAAUCAUCCACUUUGUGUGUGUCCGAGAAAUCUCUGUCAACUGUGUUACCCAUUGAAAAAACCCCUAUAAAUCAGCAAUGGUUUGCUCCAAAGUCACAUGUCCAAAAUUAUAUGAUGUCCCUUCCUUCAGGGAGGGAGAUUUGAAGACAGUGUGGUAAAUUUCUACUCCUCCUCUUCAAUAUUUCAUCAAUAUUAUUGUGUGUACAUAGAGUGGGUUAAUUGAUCGUCAACUGUGUUAUCAACAUGUUCUUGUGAACUUGCUUUACAUGUUAUUUUUACAAAAAUACAGAGAAACUGUAUAAAAACAUGAGUUGAUCAAGGCCAUGUAGUGACAGGUCCAAGGUCUGCAGUUAGCACAAAAUGCACUAAAAUGGCCGAAAUGUCAACUGUGUUACCCACCAACUGUAACACUGUAACACUGUAACUGUAAUUAGAGUUUAAGCUUGGCAAUUAUCGAAUUUAGCACAUUUAGGGUGUAUAUUAUGGAAGCAACUAGAUUUUUUAUCAAAAAAGAAAACUGAUUUUGUCACUUUUGGUUGAUAUGAAAUGUACCCCUAAUUAUAGAAUGACUCUACUAUUAAAACUCAUCAACACAAUAAACCAGAGGUUCUGAAAACACGCGUUUCAGAUCUCUGCUUUGGCUCACGUUUGCGUUGCCCGAUUGAACUUUGUUUUGUCAGUGAGACGACGGGGAAGCGCGUGAGCGAAGUAAACUGAUCCGUGAAGGAUGAAACACACGAGGCUGAUUCAGUGACACAGUCGAAAUCAAACGAACAAACACGAACUGCCGCACGUUAACUGCUACAACUAUACAGAACUGUAACUGUAUUACUUCGUCAUGUUUAAGAACCCAAUGGGUUCAUCCAGUUUGUAUUAGUGAGUAAUAGCUACAAGUACACGAUUCUUCCGUACAACCCAAUAGAACUGUCCAUGUUGCAUUUCCACAUGGGUUUAUUUAUUCUUUUCAAUGUUGCGUUUUUGAUUUUGUAAUUUCCAGAUUCCUCUCUGUACUGUUUAACAAUAUAAAACCUAUUAGCACAUUUAUUUAAUAUGCAUGUAACUUUCUUUUUCCCAAGGAAAAAAAAAAAAAAAACAACAAAAAAUCUGUAAUGUUCUGCUUUCUUUCUUUCACCUGUAACACUUUUCCUGAGUUUUGUCGACUAAGCGAGAAGAAGCGCGUUUUUUAGGUCAUGUAAUCUGCUUUUCCUUUGGGGGGGGGUUGGGGGUCGUAGACGGCUCCUGUUCUUUGUGACAGCAGUUUGACGCCGUGUAUGAUGACUGAAGCCUGUCUGUUUUUCUAUAUCCGUCUUGGCUUUCCACUGCAGGUUUACGACACCGUCGUGUAGCUGAUGCGAGAACGAGCAGAUGAAGCUGAAUGUUUGGACCUGCCGUGAUUCUGUAACCGCGUGUUUUCACUCAAACUCCCGCGCCGAGGAUUAGACAAGUGGGCAUGAGGGUGUUUCUGUAAAAAACACAAAUAAAAAUCAGGUCGUUUUGGGAUGAGGCUGGUCAGAAACGUUGUAGAAGAUAUCUGCUGGAUCGAGACCCACUUGUCCACUGCUCGGUGCGUCUGGAAGCCAUUUCUGUCCCUGAGCUGUUAGUAAAAGCUGCUGUCACUGUCUCCUUACCCUUUAACCUUUCAUUUGAGACAAGUUGCCAAUUUUUUAAAGUAUAUGCUAAACAAUGACUUUGAUUUUUGUACUGUAAGCUAUUCCUACUUCAGGUACUUCUCUAUUAUGGUUUCCUGUGUCCAUUUUCCAGAUAAAUGCUCCUAAUUUGUCUGAAAUUUCUCUCUUGUUGCUGCCACUUUCUCUCAAUAUAAAUGUCAGAUUUGGAGAAAUAACUCAGAAUGAUU